AUGCCUUUGUGCUAUUGCGAUACCUGCAAUAAAAGUUAUAAAAAUAUAAGAAAUUUGAAAAGGCAUAUCAAAGAAAAGCAUACAAUCUUAGAAUAUUGGAACUGUGUGGAAAAAGAUUGUUCGUCAAGAUUCAUAAGAAGAAGUUACCUCAGCAAACAUUUGAUUUUAAAACACAGAUAUGGAGCAGACUUGGCAAGGGAUGCAGCGUUACGUGCAAAAAGAGGAGAUUUAAAAGAGAGUGAAUAUUAUGAAGACGUGAGCGAAGAUGAAAGUAUUUUUAGUUUGUUAGCAGAAAGAGAUGGAAAUCACGACGAAAAACAGUUUGCUAACACAAUCUUGGAUUUUGACCUGACUCUUCUGCAAAAUGAUGAACAUUUAACCAAUAAUUAUAAAGAUGAAGAAAAACAAAAAGAGUGUGGAAUACCUAAUGAAGAAAAUGAAAUGCAAGCAGAAGAUAACGAUGAGAGAGAAUGUGAAAUAAACGUAAAUGAUAUGGAAAAUGAGGAACGAGAUGAAACAAAUGAUAAUAGCUUGGUAGAAGAUGACAACGGCGGCGAACUUGACUAUAAUGAUUGUGAACAGGAAAGUGAUUACAUUAAUACGCAGCAAAGAAGUGAAGAAAGUGAUCAUGAUUAUAUUAGUGAUAACGUGAGUGCUACAUAUGAUAUAAAUAGUGACGUAAGUUCAAAAGAUGAAAACAACAACGACUAUGAAAGUGAUGUUUGUGAUAACCAGUAUAGUGAUAUAAGUGUUGAGGAUGAUGAAGUGAUUUUAAGCAGUGAUGGUGAGUCUGCACAUGGAAACAUUGACAACAAAUGCACCGAUGUAGUGCCGUCAAAGGCUACAACAAGGACUCAAACUUUGAUAUUAACAUUUACAAAGAAGACGACAUACAUUGGACAAAAUGAAAUUGAGACACACAUGAGUGCCGAUCAAGAAUACUAUGAUGAUUUUGAGUAA
Molecule: messenger RNA, 960 nt
Organism: Ruditapes philippinarum (Manila clam)
Lineage: Eukaryota; Metazoa; Mollusca; Bivalvia; Venerida; Veneridae
Product: probable ATP-dependent helicase PF08_0048
Exons: 1
Coding region: 1-960 (319 amino acids)
Source: RefSeq, a predicted model, not a curated record